AUCGGAGAUCUAAUCUCAAGGGACUCUGUGCCUGGGCAAAAUGUUGUGAUCAUUAGACUUAUUACCACUGAGACAACUUCUAAAGGUGGGUAUUUAAUUCAAUAUCCAACUUUCUUGCUGGUAUUGCUUGAGCUAAACUUGUUGCUCUUUUCUAUAGUAGAAGACGAUGAAGAGAUUCCUGAAGAGAAAGCAGUUUGUAAAUACUGUUUCAAUUUAUUCCUUGAAGAAAAUGUGUUCAAACAAAAUGCCACUGCAAAACUGCCCUUGUCCAUGACCAUUGUAGAUCCGAAGGAUAUAAAGUGUGUGAAGUUUGUGGCCACAACGUACAAAGCGUCCCAGUGA
This is a messenger RNA of Ilex paraguariensis (yerba mate), 342 nucleotides long. Lineage: Eukaryota; Viridiplantae; Streptophyta; Magnoliopsida; Aquifoliales; Aquifoliaceae. The record is from the annotation of a GenBank genome assembly.